AUGGCAACGCUGCAGCCUCACCGGGGAGGGAAAGAAGACGCUGCCGGUGCCGGAGAAAAGCCUGGGCGGGGGCCGCGCGGGACGACGGGGUGGGCGCGCGGGCCCGGACGGGGACUUCGAGGACGCGGGCUCGGGGAGGGGGAGCGGCGGCGGCGAACGGGCGGGGAGGGCGGAGGGGCCGGUUUAUUUUUAAAUUCUGCCUCCACUCGCUCUCUCGCGCUCUGGUUCCUCCGAGUUGUUUAUUCCAUUUUCCUCUUCCUGAGACGGCCGUCGCCGGUGCGCCUGCGCGUCGAGGCGCAGGGGCUUGUGGGUAGCGGGAGCGCGAGGGCUAGCCUGGCCUGGCGUCGGGCCCCCUGGGCAUCCGAGAGCCGGCGGCGGUUGGACGGGCCGACGGCGGCGGCGCUCCCCGACGCCGAGCCGGCUCGGGAAGUUCUCACGAGGCGAAUGCCCUCCCUUUUUCGUAUUCCUCUUGUUUAUAAAGCCAGGCGUCAUUUUUUAAUUGAAACGACGAAAUUUACAGAAUGUGAUUGUCAUUUUGAGGGGCCACACCUGGGGCCGGAGCCCAAGCCCUUGCUCUGCUGGGAGAGUAUCUCUGUCUGUUCGCCACGCUUCCGCACCCUCGCUUUUUCCCCUCCCUCCUCUUUUUCCUUCCCGCUGAGGGUGAUGAGAACUACGGGACUGAUUGCCUAAAAACUCCUGGGCCUUUUAUUCCAAAAAUCGAAUCUGAGAAGGUUGAUUUGGGCAAACCCCCAGCUGAGUGCAGCACCUGUUUUCUCUAUUUAUAUUACUGAAAGCCUUCAGUAAAAUAUUAUGAACAAUGAGAUGCCACCUGGGGACACCGCUGCCUAGGCAGCACCAGAAGGUUUCCCUUAAAAUCGCGCUGGGUUUCUUUUCUCCAAUCGGCCUAGUCUUGACUCGAAAUUCAUUUUUAAAAGAGUUUUUUUCCCUUACCGAUCGCUGAUGUUAUGUUCCGCUGUACUUAUUUAAAAAAAAAAAAGUUUUAAGGAAUUUUAAGGAGUUGCUAUGAAGGGAAAAUAACUUUAACGUUUUAGUUUUUCUCCUCUGCAAAAGGUCUUCUCAAAAGGCAAUUGGAAGGGGGGGUGUUCGUUGGCAGAAUUUGAGGAACUGUGGCAAACAGAAGAGGUCACAGAAGAACGGAUAGAAGCAAGUGUACCACACUGCAGAAAGGGGGAAAGUGGAUUCCAUAGACCACAAACCGGGGCUUUCCUGGUGGCGCAGUGGUUAAGAAUCCGCCUGCCAAUGCAGGGG
This is a messenger RNA of Delphinapterus leucas (beluga whale), 1269 nucleotides long. Lineage: Eukaryota; Metazoa; Chordata; Mammalia; Artiodactyla; Monodontidae. The record is from RefSeq and is a predicted model, not a curated record.